ACAGUCUGCAGCUGGACGACCAGCGAGACCCUUUUUUCUUUGUUUGAUUGACAGCUCUGACAGCCAAUAGGAAGCCAGCAUGACCCCCGCGAAGCUCUCCUUAAAAUCCCUCCACCGGGCUCUCGCGCACCAGCAGAUGGCGGUUUCCCACUCUUGCGCGAGACACGGCGAAGUCAGCAGCACGAGCGGAGCAGGUGGAGCGCGAGCGACACGGACUUGAAGCGGAGCGACAAGAGCGUGGAUGACUUUUACAUCCUCCCAGACUUUAUCUGUCACUGCCGGACAAAAGGACGAGGGGAAAGGGGGCAUUAAAAACAAAAAAACGACAACCAGUUGGAAGCUGGGGGAGAAGAGGAGAAACCUGAAGCCGAGAAGAAGAGAAGGAGCUCGGAUAGCCUGUGACGGGAGUGUGUGGACCAGAGCCGUCCUCUGCUUCCCUUCCGCAGGUAGCGACCUCUCACCAUGCAGCACUACGGGGUGAACGGCUACUCACUGCACGCCAUGAACUCCCUCAGCGCCAUGUACAACCUGCACCAGCAGGCCGCGCAACAGGCGCAGCACGCACCCGACUACAGGCCGUCCGUGCACGCGCUCACACUGGCGGAGAGACUAGCUGACAUCAUCCUGGAGGCUCGCUACGGCUCUCAGCACCGCAAACAGCGCCGGAGCCGCACGGCCUUCACCGCACAGCAGCUCGAAGCGCUGGAGAAGACCUUUCAGAAGACCCACUACCCAGAUGUGGUGAUGAGAGAGCGGUUGGCCAUGUGCACCAACCUGCCCGAAGCCCGUGUACAGGUUUGGUUCAAAAAUCGCAGAGCCAAGUUCCGUAAGAAGCAGCGCAGCCUCCAGAAGGAGCAACUUCAGAAGCAGAAGGAGGCGUCAGGGGAAGGAGGGAGCGAGAAGGAGGAUGCGCCUCCCUCCACGACUAUCCUUCAUGACACCCAGCUCCCUCCUUCAUCGUCUUCUUCCUCCUCCUCUUCUUCUCUGGAGGCAGAGGGUCCUAUAGUCCGUCCUGUACCGCUGGACAUGGAGCUGAAUGUCACGUCAGCAGAACACUCUGGCAGUGAGUCGGCGACGGAGGAUAAUGCCACAGAUAAGGAGGACGAGAGUAAAUCUCAGAGAGAGGAGAUGAAGUGUGAGAGAGCAGUGACUCCUGGGGACGUCUCUCCGGCUUGCAAAAGACUCAGCCCUAAACCAGACUCUCCCUUGGUCUCUCCGUCCGUGACCCCCUCCUCCUCCAGCGGUGGCCUGGCCAGCACCGGUCCUCUCUCUCAGAGCCACUCUUACUCUUCCUCCCCUCUCAGCCUGUUUCGUCUGCAGGAGCAGUUCCGCCAGCACAUGGCUGCCACCAACAACCUGGUGCACUACCCUGCGUUUGACCUCGCUGCCCCAUCUUCACUCCCCUACCUGGGGAUGAAUGUUAACAUGCCCCCCGCGCCGCUGGGCUCUCUGCCCUGCCAGUCCUACUACCAGUCCCUGUCCCAUCAUGCCCAGCAAGUUUGGAACAGCCCACUGCUGCAGGCGUCGGCUGCAAGUGGCCUCACCAGCCACAACAACAAGACCACCAGCAUUGAGAACCUGCGUCUGAGGGCCAAACAGCACGCCGCCUCGCUGGGACUAGACACAAUGUCUAACUGAGAAUCAGACUGUAUGGAGGACAAUGUAAACUAGGCCAGAGCCUCGGCCUACACAUCACCCCAUCCUACUGCGUGUCUGUGUGACUGUGAUAGUUCUUUAGGAGCCGUAUACUGACCUCUUCUUGAGUAGAUGGGCAGAGGACAUGCAGAUAUGUCCAAAAAUAAAACAUGCCAACAAGCUCUGGACCUACAGAACUCCAUUUAACAGCAUUUUAAAACACUUCCACAGCUUGUUUGACUCCUCUACACUUCUGUUGCAGCUCAAGGUCCAAAACUACAGGAAAAGAAAACCCACAAGAUGAUGAACACUGCUCAAAAAAUGCGACGUAUCAAGUGAAUGUCCCGACUAAAGAGGAGAGUGAACGUGUUUCUGGCUCAUAUGAUUACAGACAUGUAAUGCUGGACCUUCUAAGCAAACAAACAAAAAAGAAAUCACUGAACAUGAUGUACACAGUCGAUGAUGAAUGCACUCCGUUUUAAAGACAAUGCAAAUAAUGUUUACAAGGAUAAUGUGAAUAAAUGAGGCACUUUUGAAGGAAUUAGGCUCGUUGGCCAGGAGGAACAAAGGUAUUGCUCAUGCAGCAAAAGAGAGUCACAGGACCAUUGACAUUUCAAUUAAGCAGCGCGGUUAUGUACAUAGCAUGUACUACAUAACGGCACAUAAAUAAAAAUAAACUUCAAGCCAUGUUGUCCUCAACAGCAUAAUUAAAAGUGACUAAUUUACCAGUUUAAUGGCCAGUAAUAUGCCACUUUGUACAGAGGCUGGCUUGAUAAUGAGAAAAUGAUUUCAGUGAGUAAAUUCUCAAAGCUUUUAAUUACAUUUUGCCCUGGGCUGAGGAAGCGGGGGCAAAUGCAAUUAUGAACAUGCAUACCAUUUAAGACCGCCUUUAUGAAUUCAAAAGGUCUGCGCACUAAAACGGUCAAUUAAGGUAGCAACAUGACUGACAUCACUUUACCAUGGGGGUUGAUCAAUUUCUGUUGAAUACAAAAUGACAUGGUAAACAAAUUUGGACUUUUGGAUAUAAAUGUCUCGAUGCAUAUUUUAUUCUCGCCUUAAUAUUCUCUUGAGGAAACAUGCAGCUUUUCACUGAAAGUCAGACCGACUGUUAGCACUUGAUGAGGAGAAUCACACACGUCUCUGAUGUUUUCUGUUAAUGUGUUCUGGAAGCUAAUGUCUUCAUAUGAAAAAAAAA
Messenger RNA from Larimichthys crocea (large yellow croaker), 2830 nucleotides. RefSeq names its product diencephalon/mesencephalon homeobox 1a (gene dmbx1a). Bases 463 to 1638 code for a protein of 391 amino acids. Gene Ontology annotation, molecular function: DNA-binding transcription factor activity, RNA polymerase II-specific; RNA polymerase II transcription regulatory region sequence-specific DNA binding. NCBI's taxonomy places the organism in Eukaryota, Metazoa, Chordata, Actinopteri, Sciaenidae. Gene Ontology annotation, biological process: regulation of transcription by RNA polymerase II. The transcript is spliced from 5 exons. The record is from RefSeq and is a predicted model, not a curated record.